UUUUAAAGUGUCACUCGCUUAGUGUGCAGCCCUUGACAAUUUCUAUAGAUUUAAAAAACAAGAAAUACUCAUAGUGUUGAAAUUCCUGAAAAAAGGAUAUAAGAAGAAACUUUUUCUUUUUUAUUUGCUGCUUUGGUACUUAACAUCUUCACAAGCAUUUAUUUUGGUCUCCAGAAAUUCGAUUCGAAUAGCAACUUUUAAAUAACACCGCGCACGCCAGCCAUGUUGACUGUAGGCUUGACACUAGGCCUCAGCCUCAUAAUCGCCGCUUACUACUGGGUGCGGCAACAUUAUCGCUAUUGGGAAAAGCUUGGCCUACCGCACAUACCAUCCACACUGAUCGUGGGCAAUGUUUACGAUUUGCUGAGCAGUCGCUCGUGCGCUGGCGAACAAUUCAUGACGCUCCACCACCACCCAGCCGCCAACGGGCACGAUUUCGUGGGCAUUCAUGUGCUGCAUAAUCACGCACUGCUACUGCGUGCGCCCGAGCUAAUCAAACGUGUGCUCGUAAGCGAUUUUAGCAAAUUCGGUAGCCGCUUUGCGCGCAGUGACCCAGUGGGCGAUGAAAUAGGUGCCUUGAGUUUGUUCUUUGCGCAAUACGACAUCUGGAAGGAGAUACGCCCGAUAUUUUCACCAUUAUAUACUCACGGAAAAGUCAAGCAAAUGUAUCCACUGUUGACUCAGGUCGGCUACAAGCUAGAGGAAUACAUGAGCACUUUGAAAUUCGAUGAAGAAACCAACUCGACCGUCGUCGAGGUGAAGAGUAUGUGCGCACUCUACACCACCGAUGUCAUAGCCUCGGUCGCCUUCGGCAUUGAGGCGAAUAGUUUGUCAAAUCCCAAAGCCGAAGUGCGAAACAAAUGCAUCGAAGUGAACGACCCACGCUUCAAACGCUUGCUACACCUCUUCACCAUGUUCUUCGCGCCGAAAUUAGUCGGGCGUGUUGGUACGCAUAUCUACUCGCCGGAAUUUGAACAAUUCAUGCGCUCUUUCAUUCAAUACGCCAUGGACGAGCGUAUGCGUAGUGGCGCACAUCCCAAUGACUUGGUUGAUGUAUUUCUGGCUUUGAAGGAGCGAACUAUUCCCACCGCGAAAGCGGAUGUGAUGCAAAAGCAUGAUUUUUUUGUAGCUCAAGCGGCUUUCUUGCUAUUGGCUGGUUUUGACACCUCCUCUUCGACGAUUAGUUUCGCGCUCUAUGAAUUGGCCAGGCAUCCAGAAAUGCAGCGUCGUUUGCGCGCGGAAUUAUUGGAAGCGCUUGAAAAAGGUGAUGGUGUAAUCGACUAUGAAGCCGUCAACGCGCUGCCCUAUUUGCGUAUGGUGGUCGAUGAGACGCUACGCUUGUAUCCGUCUAAUUCGUUUGUCGAGCGCCGCUGUACUGCCCCGGAGGGUUACUUGUUGGAUAGCGAAAGUGGUUAUCGUAUACCAGAAGGUAUGCCAAUUUAUAUUUCUAUACUCGGCUUACAUCGAGAGGAAGGGUUAUGGCCUAAACCGCUUGAGUUCGAUCCGGAACGCUUUUCACCUGAAAAUCGCAAACUGCAUACGCCUAUGAGUUAUAUGCCCUUCGGCGGGGGGCCACGCGGCUGCAUGGGCACAAUGCUGGCUCCUAUGGAAAUUAAAGCGGGACUCAUACAUAUUUUAAAGAAUUACCGUGUAGAAACUUGCUCACUCACACCAUCCGAAAUAAAGUUCAAUGCGAAAGCCUUCGCCUUGGCCGGAGACGGUGGUACUCGUCUGAGUUUCGUGAAGGAUAAGAUUUACCAGUUAGACGUGCAGUUUCAAUGUGCAAGCCAACCAGCGCUACAGCAGUGCGCAGUUUCCAUAAAUUUAAAACAAAGUAGCGUAAAAAUUACAAAAAAACAAAACUCAUUAAUAGUGAAAACGUCAGUCAUGUUGGCUGUAGGCUUGGCACUAACCCUCAGCCUCAUAAUCGCCGCUUACUACUGGCUCCGGCAACAUUAUCGCUAUUGGGAAAAGCUUGGCCUACCGCACAUCCCAUCCACGUUGAUAGUGGGCAAUGUUUUCGAUUUGCUGCGUUACCGUUGGUCCUUUGGCGAGCACUUCAUGGCGCUCUACAAUGAUCCGGCCGCCCAAGGACACGACUUCGUGGGCAUUCAUGUGCUGCAUAAUCACGCACUGUUGCUACGUGCGCCCGAGCUAAUCAAACGUGUGCUGGUAAGUGACUUUAGCACAUUCGGUAGCCGCUUCGAACGUAGUGAUCCGGUGGGCGAUGCCAUGGGUUCGUUGAAUUUGUUCUUUGCGCAAUACGACAUCUGGAAGGAUAUACACCAGAUAUUUUCACCGCUCUUCGCUUACGGCAAGACGAAACAAAUGUAUCCGCUACUGCAACAGGUUGGCUGUAAGCUGGAGCAAUACAUGGCCGCUAUGAAUUUCGAUGAAAAAACCGACUCGGUCAUUGUCGAGUUGAAGGAGAUGUGUGCACUGUACACCACCGAUGUCAUAGCUUCAAUAGCUUUCGGCAUCGAGGCAAAUAGUUUAGCAAAUCCCAAAGCUGAGUUCCGUCGCAUGUGCAUCGAAGUUUAUGAGCCACGCCCCAAACGCUUACUACACCUUUUCACCAUAUUCUUCGCGCCACAACUGGUCGGACGUGUAGGCACACAUCUGUAUUCGCCCGAGUAUGAAAAGUUCAUGCGUUCUUCCACUGACUACGCGAUUGAGGAGCGUGUGCGUAGCGGCGCGCUACGCAACGAUCUGAUCGACAUAUUUAUAGCGCUAAAGCGGCAAGCGGAGGGCAGCGCGAAAUUGGGUGUGAUGAAGGAACGCGAUUUCUUUGUCGCUCAAUCGGCCUUCUUGCUAUUGGCUGGCUUUGACACAUCCUCUUCGACAAUCACUUUCACCCUCUACGAGUUGGCUAAGCAUCCGGAAAUGCAGCGUCGUUUGCGCGCUGAAUUGCGAGAGGCGCUGACAAAAGGUGGUGGGGAGUUGGACUACGACACCAUUAGUACGCUACCGUAUUUGCGUAUGGUCGUGGAUGAAGUGUUGCGUUUAUAUCCGGCUACUACAUUUCUAGAUCGACGCUGUACUGCCGCGGAGGGUUACUUGUUGGAUAGCAAAAGUGGUUAUCGUAUACCAGAAGGUAUGCCAGUCUAUAUUUCAGUGCUCGGUUUACAUCGAGAUGAACGGCUAUGGCCCAAUCCACUCGAGUUCGAUCCGGAGCGCUUUUCGCCGGAAAAUCGCGAGCAACAUAUACCUAUGAGUUAUAUACCCUUCGGCGCCGGUCCACGCGGCUGUACUGGCACUCUAUUGGGGCUAUUGGAAGUUAAAACGGGACUCGUACAUAUUUUAAAGAAUUACCGUGUUGAAACUUGCCCACUCACACCAACGGAAAUGACAUUCGAUGCGAAAGCAUUCGUUUUGGCACCAGACGGUGGCACUUAUCUGCGUUUCGUGAAGGAUAAGAUUUGCUGAUUUCAAUAAAUAUUCACUGCAAA
Anastrepha ludens (Mexican fruit fly) is the source of this 3449-nucleotide messenger RNA. RefSeq lists its product as uncharacterized. NCBI's taxonomy places the organism in Eukaryota, Metazoa, Arthropoda, Insecta, Diptera, Tephritidae. The coding region runs from base 223 to 3426 and encodes 1067 amino acids. The record is from RefSeq and is a predicted model, not a curated record. The transcript is spliced from 7 exons. Gene Ontology annotation, biological process: response to DDT; insecticide catabolic process. Gene Ontology annotation, molecular function: oxidoreductase activity, acting on paired donors, with incorporation or reduction of molecular oxygen; monooxygenase activity; heme binding.